Molecule: messenger RNA, 3386 nt
Organism: Cercocebus atys (sooty mangabey)
Lineage: Eukaryota; Metazoa; Chordata; Mammalia; Primates; Cercopithecidae
Exons: 2
Coding region: 1195-1749 (184 amino acids)
Source: RefSeq, a predicted model, not a curated record
GGAAUGGCAAGUGAGAUUGGCUGCAAUUUUAAGUCACCAGAUGCAUUAGCUAUUAACAACAGACAUCCUGUCCUUUGAAGCUUUGAAGACAGGCAUUGACUUCUCCUCUCUAGCUAUGAAAGUCCUAGAUGGCUUCUUCUUCCAACAAAAGGCUGUUUCAUCUACACUGACGACCUGUGGUUUGGUGUAGCCACCUCCAUCACUUACCUUAGCUAGGUCUCUGGAUAACUUGCUGCAGCUUCUCCAUCAGCACUUGUUACUUCAUCUUGCACUUUUAAGUUAUGGACAUGUUUAUUUCCUUAAAACUCAUGAACCAACCUCUGCCACUUUCAAACUUUUCUUCCAUAGUUUUCUCACUCCUCUCAGCCUUUUUUGAAUCAGCAAUAAAGCUGUUUCACUUUCUUGUCAUUCAUGUGUUUACUAAAGCAGCACUUUUAAUUUCCUUUGUUUUUCUCUGCAUUCACAACUGGGCUAACUCCCGGGUGCAAAAGGCCUUGCUUUCAGCCUAUCUCAACUUUGAACAGGCCUUCCGCACUAAGCUUAAUCAUCUCUAGCUUUCGACUUAAAAUGAGGGAUGUGUGUCUCUUCCUUUUACUUGAACACUUAGAGGCCGUUGUAGGUUAUUAAUGGUGUAAUUCCACAAUUGUCUCAGGGACUAGGGAGGCCUGAGGGGAGGGAGAGAGAUGGAGGCAGCUGGUCAGUGGAGCACGUGGAACACAGGUGACAUUUAUUAUGUUUUCCGUCUUACCUGCGUGUGGUUGUUGGUUACAAAACAAUUACCAAGUAAAAUUGAAGAUCACUAGGUGCAGAUCACCAUGACAGACAUAAUUAUAAUGAAAAAAUUCGAACUAUUACAAGAAUUACCAAAAUGUGACACAGAGAUAUGAAGUGAGCACAAGCUGUUUGAAAAUGGGACCCAUUGAUGUGCCCCAACGGAGCUCCCACAAACUUUCAAUUUGUAAAAACAAGUGCAGUAUCUGCGAGGCACAAUAGAGCAAGGCGCAAUAAAACGAGGUCGGCCUGUGCGUGCAAACCCCUCACAGAGCGCUGUAAACACAAUGUAGGAACGUCAUGGAAAAGCCCGUUCUGAGCACCGGGCUACAGGGGGCGCUGUUGGGCAAACAGGUCAUUUGGCGGCACAAAGCCGCUCACGGCCCAUCUCUGAGGUAACGCGGUCACAUUUACCUUUUCAGCAUGUGCCGUGCCACAAACUGGGUCACUGAAAACCGCGGAGGAAGUUCAUUCUUCGCCCCGGACCAGGAGGGCUGCGCCCUCAGGGAGCUGAGCGGUCCCCCUGAGGCCCCCUCGCUGCCCGCACAAUUCAGCUGUGCCGACCCCAGCGCGGCGGUGCCGGGACCUGGUGUGCAGAGGAAUCGUGGUGAGAAAUGUGCACACGUCGUCCGGACAGACGGCCCCGUGAGUCUCCCGACAGAAAAGAGGACGGCGAGGCGGAGUCCUGAAGGCGAGGCUUGCAGAGGCGGGAGAACCAGGCAGACGGCCGCGGGCCUGCGGGGCUCCCGACGGCGACGAGGGCGGCGCCCCCCACACGCCUGCGCUCCGGGAAGGCGGAGUCUUCUGCGCCGCCUGCGGGGCGUGGGAGCUGCGCGCUGCUUCCCUGUGGGGCGGAGCUGGCUGGAGCCGCCGCCUGAAGAAACCGGGCUGUGUCCUGCGCUCCGGGGAGGGGAACGUGGCCAGUGGAAGCCGAGUUCCUUCUGUUGCCUUCCGCGGCCCACAGCGAAGUCACUCUGAAGAGCACCUCGCAGGCCUGCGCUUCUGCUUCUCGUCGCCUUCUAGGCGGCUCUGACCCUGACACCCCUUUCCUCCUCUGGUUGUCUCCUCGAAUCCUACAGUAAGGGAAAUGGGGGACCUGUUUUGAAACAAAAUGAGAAAGAACCAUAACCUUCAACUUCAAAACACUUCCAGUCUCCUGAAGGUUUUUCACAGUCCGAGAUCACCCAUUUCCCAGGGUCCUUGAAAUACUUCCUGGAGCCGCGCCUCUCCCAGUGCUCUGGCUGGAGACAGCAGCGGGGGCUGUCUUCCUCUGCGUCCUCGUGAACACCCAGUUUGGGGUGGAAGAGUCAAAAAGAAAACCCAGGAACGCCCCAUCCUGUCGUUCUCAGGGUCCCCCAGAUCCCCGGGGCUUCCUCUCUCCGCCCCGGUCUUCCUGCGUUUGUUUGACGGGCCCUGCCCGAGGUUUCCGGUUGCACCUGCGGGAAGGAGGAAAACGCACGCCUGUUCCAUCUUCCUAGGAGGGGAAGUGUGAGGCUUUUUGAAUGACCACCGUGUAUCGCCUUAAUUCUCCUUCACUUUCAGCGGUUUCGUCUGCCCCGCCUCAGGAAGACCGUCUGUGUUCUUUCCUCCAUAGCCCGGGCACCGAAGGCACAUGCCGUGCCUAUAAAUUUUCUGUCUCGUCCCAGGCUCUACGUGAGCUCGUUAUUACUUCAGUGUAAUCUGCGCACGUUUCACCCUAGGAGAGACACUGCCCAGAUGUGGCAGCUUUUCCUGACAGAUGGCCCGAGGCUAUUCUUGCCCUAAAACUUCAAAUGCUCACUUAAAACCAUCCUUCCUAACAACACAGGUUUUCCCAUUUCUAUGAGGUUGACCUUUACACCUGAAGAGUCAUCAAAACCCAGCUGGUGAUAAAGAAGUGACGAUUUCAAAAAACGGAGGGAGAAUGGAAUCUGGUCUCUGGCUUUCAAGUGAUUCCAGUUGCUUGCUUUAGUCUGAUCGGAAUGUUUGAGCAUUUGAGGAAAAGGCCCUUAACUUGAUUUGCCAAACCCCAGAAAGUAGGAGCUGAACUGACAUUUAAAAUCAGAAUAGCCUUGACGGGCUUGCAUUCUUACUUACGUCCUUUAAAUCUUUCCUGGAACAGGGUUGAGAGCGUAUAAAUGUACAAAUGCAUGAAAACAGGCAAUGAACAAAGUGUUCAUUCCAGUCUCAGGUCUAAAUUCCCUGGACCAUGUUUUGUCUCUUGCCUUUUCUCUGAACUCCAUGCAUGUCAAGUCAUUAAGUCAUAGCCUUCUUUUUUUUAAGACAGACUCUCACUCUAUCGCCCAGGGUCGUGCGGUCUCAGCUCACUGCAACCUCUGCCUCCCAGGUUCAAGCAAUUCUCCUGCAUCAGCCUCUCGAGUAGCUGGGAUCACAGGCGCACACCCCUAAGCCUGGCUGAGAUCAUAGGCUUUGUCAGUUGUACCCGCAGUCUCCCUGUGCACCCAGCCACGGUUAGCUGUCGCUCUCUUGACCCUGACAGUGACCCUUGCUGUUCGCAGUUGUGCCGUCCACUCUGCAUCCCUAUUUGCAACAGCUUAAUCUUGCCUCUUUCAAAAUAAUUUCAACCAACAGUAAUUGUAUAUAUUUAUUAGGUACAAUGUGGAGUUUUGAUGUAA